Messenger RNA from Guillardia theta CCMP2712, 564 nucleotides. RefSeq lists its product as hypothetical. The transcript has 3 exons. Bases 1 to 564 code for a protein of 187 amino acids. NCBI's taxonomy places the organism in Eukaryota, Cryptophyceae, Pyrenomonadales, Geminigeraceae. The record is from RefSeq and is a predicted model, not a curated record.
AUGCUCUUCAGAUCCUUCCUCUGCCUCACCCUCGUGGCGGCUACUGCUGCUACCACAUGCUACAUCUCUGACAAGAAGGCCACCAACGGCGGAUGCCCCGAGACGACUUUCAAGUACGGAAGCUGCGCGUCGAAAGCUGUGGCUGAUGCUGGCGUGGACGCCUUGAUCACCUCACACAAGGCUCUAGCACCGGCUGACAAUGCAGCUUGCAAGGCUAAGAUCGACGCACAGUGCGCUGGCGUUAAGGCGAAGGGAUCCGACUGCGCCGCGUACUGUCCGAUACUUCCUACAGUGACUGGAUGCAUGACUGACUCGGACUGCACCUCGACGACGACCGUUCCUACUCCCUUGGCUUGCUGCAGCUCAUUGAAGACCGUCUACUCCAACUUUUGCGAAUAUCCUAGCGCUACUCUCGAUGCUGUCAUCGCUGGGUUGAAGACUGGCGGCGGUUGUGCGGACACCAACUGCGUCUCUACUACCUCAGGAGCCAUGGGCUCAGCACCCAUGUCCUUCGCCAUGCUCCUUCUCGCCGUCGUUGCGAGCUUGACGGCCUCCAAGAUCUGA